CUUUGCCUUGCCGGCCCACUGUUGCCAUGGGUAUACCAGUCUUCAUACUCGCUGGUCUCCUUGUGCAUUGUGUGUUCUUGGUCUCCAUUUUUGACAUCUACUUCAGCUCUCCCCUGGUUCACGGUAUGACUCCUCAGCAGACUCCACUGCCACCUCCGGCAAAACGUCUCGUACUCUUUGUCGCUGAUGGUCUGCGGGCAGAUUCGCUGUAUGAGUUGAACAGCAACGAUACACCCCAAGCACCUUUCCUGCGGGGUGUUCUAGAGAAUAAUGGCAGCUGGGGAAUCUCUCACACCCGGGUCCCAACGGAAUCCAGGCCAGGGCACGUUGCGCUUAUAGCUGGAUUUUAUGAAGAUGUCAGUGCAGUUGCUAAAGGAUGGAAGGAGAAUCCAGUGGAAUUUGACUCUGUUUUCAAUGAAAGUAAAUAUACUUGGAGCUGGGGAAGCCCAGAUAUUUUGCCAAUGUUUGCAAAAGGUGCUACUGGAGAUCACGUUUAUACAUUUUGUUACACGGCAGAAAGUGAAGACUUUGGAGCACAAGAUGCAGCCAAGCUUGACAUGUGGGUUUUUGAUCAUGUUAAGAGCUUCUUUAAUUCUUCCAGAAGUAAUCAAACAUUGUUCUCUGCACUGAAUGAGGAGAAAGUGGUUCUGUUCCUGCAUUUGCUAGGCAUAGACACAAAUGGACAUGCUCAUCGGCCAAACUCAAGGGAAUACAAGGAGAAUAUUAAAAAAGUUGACGAGGGUGUAAAGGAAAUUGCUUCAAUGAUUGACAAUUUCUAUGGAAAUGAUGGAAAAACUGCAUUUAUUUUAACUUCUGACCAUGGAAUGACAGAUUGGG
Molecule: messenger RNA, 837 nt
Organism: Fulmarus glacialis (Northern fulmar)
Lineage: Eukaryota; Metazoa; Chordata; Aves; Procellariiformes; Procellariidae
Product: GPI ethanolamine phosphate transferase 1-like
Exons: 6
Biological process (GO): GPI anchor biosynthetic process
Cellular component (GO): endoplasmic reticulum membrane
Molecular function (GO): mannose-ethanolamine phosphotransferase activity
Source: RefSeq, a predicted model, not a curated record